This is a messenger RNA of Hevea brasiliensis (rubber tree), 992 nucleotides long. RefSeq names its product GTP-binding protein SAR1A. Gene Ontology annotation, cellular component: endoplasmic reticulum exit site; COPII vesicle coat. Bases 155 to 736 code for a protein of 193 amino acids. Gene Ontology annotation, biological process: membrane organization; vesicle organization; intracellular protein transport. The record is from RefSeq and is a predicted model, not a curated record. NCBI's taxonomy places the organism in Eukaryota, Viridiplantae, Streptophyta, Magnoliopsida, Malpighiales, Euphorbiaceae. The transcript is spliced from 3 exons. Gene Ontology annotation, molecular function: GTPase activity; GTP binding.
UUCUCUGAAUUUUCAUUUUUCAAUCCCUGCUCUCUCUUCUGGUCCCUUUUUUAAGCCAUUUUAGAUCCCCAAUUCCUUCAUUAUCAGAUAUAUAUACGUAUCAGUGACCCCAUUGAAUACCACUUUGGGUGUUAGAAACGAAGCCUAAAGCAUCAUGUUUCUAUUAGAUUGGUUCUACGGAGUUCUUGCAUCUCUUGGAUUAUGGCAAAAAGAGGCCAAGAUUCUUUUCUUGGGUCUGGACAAUGCCGGCAAGACUACCCUCCUUCACAUGUUGAAAGAUGAGAGACUGGUACAGCACCAGCCCACCCAGCACCCAACAUCGGAGGAGUUGAGCAUAGGGAAGAUCAAGUUCAAGGCUUUCGAUUUGGGUGGUCACCAAAUCGCUCGCCGUGUCUGGAAAGAUUACUAUGCUAAGGUGGAUGCAGUGGUUUACUUGGUGGAUGCAUAUGACAAGGAGAGGUUUGCAGAAUCAAAAAAGGAAUUGGAUGCGCUCCUUUCGGAUGAAUCCCUGGCCAAUGUUCCUUUUCUCAUUCUUGGCAACAAGAUUGACAUUCCCUAUGCAGCUUCUGAGGAUGAGCUUCGUUAUCACCUAGGACUUACCAAUUUCACAACUGGCAAGGGGAAGGUGAAUCUGACAGACUCCAACGUUCGUCCGCUUGAAGUUUUCAUGUGCAGUAUUGUCCGCAAGAUGGGAUAUGGCGAUGGCUUCAAGUGGGUCUCUCAAUACAUCAAAUAGAGUUUUGGAAAACAUCUGGCCUUGUAUUCUUUUGGAGUUUUUGCUGUCAUUUUUGCAGUGUCUUACCACAAUUAGAUUGAAAAUGGAAUUCUUAUUUGUCUUCGAUAGAUUGGUUCGAGAAUUAACAUUAGUAGAAACAUUUGAUUGAUAACUCCAGCCAUUGUUAAAUUGGUGCUUAUUGAAGAACAAAGCUGUGUGCAACUAUUUUGUGAUGGAUUAUCUUUUGUGGAUUAAUAAGGUCGUGGUCAUUGUUCAA